AUGGCGAUUCAGCCAUACCAGGAAGAUAGUAAUGUCUCUAAUCCUAUCAAGCGAAUUCGAUGGGCGACACAGCGUAUCACCGGUGCUAAUGAGCAGAAAAAAAGACAUAGCAUAAUAAACAGGCUACAUCACAGAAAGACGGGUUCCAGCGAGAAGAAAGGGGAGUCUGCGGAAGGUUCGCACUUAGAUGGCAUACAAGAGGAGACUGAUACUUCAACGGAGAAUGGCGACCAAGAAGACUCCAGGCGGAGAAUCUUCUUCAACAUUCCCUUGCCGGACGACGCAAAGGAUGAGGAUGGGCGCCCUCUGGCAAAGUACGCCAGAAACAAGAUUCGUACAGCGAAGUACACCCCUUUAAGCUUCAUCCCAAAGAACUUGUGGUUCCAAUUCCACAACAUCGCCAAUAUAUACUUCCUGUUCGUCAUCGUUCUUGCGUUCUUCAGCAUAUUUGGUGCUUCCAACCCUGGUUUAGGCUCCGUGCCUUUGAUAGUCAUUUUAUUUGUCACUGCUGUCAAAGACGCUAUAGAGGAUUGGCGCAGAACCGUACUCGACAACGAGCUCAACAACUCCCCAGUUCAUCGUCUGGUUGAAUGGAACAACGUCAACAGCUCCGCUGACAACGUCUCAUUAUGGCGUAAAAUCAAGAAAGCCACGACUCGCGGGAUCGUGCAAAUCUUCAGGUUCUUCAAGGGUAAAAGCCGAAGAAAGUCUCGCGACGAGAAAACAAACGCCGAAAGAGCCUUGAAUGAAGCACGACCUUCCGGCGAAUCGACGCGGACUCGAAAUUCAAUGAUGUCUUCUCGGACGUCAUUCCACUCCAUGCAAAGCCGAGGGGAUGUAGACGAGAUCCAGAUGACACCAGUACCAUCCCCGCAGCCGGGACAGCGAGGUGUGACAGAGAGUAGUAGAUUGUCUCCGGGAGAGCGUCCCGGUACAUCUUUUUCAUACGAAGACGAUAAUCUCGUGCUUGAAACGGCUGAGGGCAAGCUGGCUGCUCCGAAUGGAGCCAAACGCGAGAGUGGUCCUGCUCCAGCAAAGUUUUAUGGUAACCUUAUAGACCCGCUGAAAAGUGUCCCGGGGAAGGCCAAAUUCAAGAAGGAUCAUUGGAAAAAUGUCCAAGUGGGAGAUUUUCUGCGCAUAUACAACGACGACCAGAUACCGGCAGACCUGGUCGUCUUGUCUACCUCUGAUCCUGACGGUGCUUGCUACGUGGAGACCAAAGGUCUAGAUGGGGAAACCAACCUGAAGGUGCGACAAGCUUUGCAUAGUGGGCGCAAGAUCAAGCAUGCAAAGGACUGCGAGCAAACGGAAUUCGUGAUAGAAAGCGACGCGCCUCAAGCCAAUCUAUAUCAAUAUAGUGGGGCGGCAAGAUGGGUACAAAGGGAUACCAGAAGUCCUGCGGCGCCCGGGACCCAAAUGGCGGAACCGAUUUCUAUCAACAAUCUUCUCCUCCGUGGAUGCACCCUCCGCAAUACCGAGUGGGUUCUUGGGGUGGUCGUUUUCACCGGACGGGAAACAAAGAUCAUGCUCAAUUCUGGCAUGACUCCUAGUAAACGGUCCCGCAUUGCAAGGGAACUCAAUUGGGACGUCAUCUACAACUUUGUCAUCCUCUUUUUCAUGUGCCUUCUCUCGGGUAUUAUCAACGGAGUGAUAUGGUCGCAGGGCAACAAUUCCUUGGACUACUUCGAAUUCGGUUCCAUUGGGGGCAAACCUUCGCUGGACGGAUUCAUCACCUUCUGGGCGUCUGUGAUUCUCUUUCAGAACUUGGUCCCCAUAUCGCUAUACAUUUCCCUGGAAAUCAUCAGGACUGCUCAAGCCUUCUUCAUCUAUAGUGAUACGUUUAUGUAUUACGAGAAGCUCGAUUAUCCCUGUACGCCCAAGUCAUGGAACAUUUCGGACGAUGUUGGACAAAUCGAAUACAUAUUUUCGGACAAAACGGGAACAUUGACUCAGAAUGUUAUGGAAUUCAAAAAGUGCUCUAUCAACGGGCUUCCUUAUGGAGAGGCCUAUACCGAGGCUCAGGCUGGCAUGCAGAGGCGCCAAGGUGUAGACACCGAGGCAGAGGGGGCGAAAGCGCAUAAACAGAUUGCUCAGGAUCGUAUCAAGAUGCUGAAGGACCUUCGGAAGAUGCAUAACAAUCCCUAUCUUCACGAUGAUGAGCUAACAUUCGUUGCCCCUGAUUUCGUCACUGACCUGGAAGGCCAGUCCGGGCAGGAACAGAAAGUGGCGACCGAGAAAUUUAUGCUUGCGCUGGCCCUUUGCCAUACCGUAAUUACCGAAAGAACACCGGGGGAUCCGCCAAGGAUCGAGUACAAAGCCCAGUCGCCUGAUGAAGCGGCUUUGGUGGCCACAGCCCGGGACUGUGGUUUCACGGUGAUCGGCAGGUCCACCGACGGUAUCAUUCUGAACAUCCUGGGCGAGGAAAGAGAGUACACGGUGCUUAACACUCUCGAGUUCAAUUCGUCUCGAAAACGUAUGAGCGCCAUCAUACGUAUGCCCGACGGCAGGAUUGUGCUAUUCUGCAAAGGCGCCGACAGCGUCAUCUAUUCACGACUGAAGCGAGGAGAGCAACAGCAACUGAGGAAAGUCACCGCUGAACAUCUCGAGAUGUUUGCUCGUGAGGGUCUACGAACGCUAUGCGUUGCACAAAAGGAAAUAGGUGAGAAAGAAUAUCAAGUCUGGAACAAGGAGCACGACCUUGCCGCAGCGGCCAUCAUCGACAGAGAGGACAAACUUGAGAUUGUUUCCGACGCCAUUGAAAGGGACCUCGACCUCAUUGGAGGAACGGCAAUUGAGGAUCGAUUGCAAGAUGGUGUCCCGGACACCAUCGCUCUGCUCGCGGAUGCCGGUAUCAAACUUUGGGUGCUCACGGGUGACAAAGUAGAGACGGCCAUCAACAUUGGUUUCUCCUGCAAUCUUCUCAGCAACGAGAUGGACCUGAUCGUGUUCAAGGUGCAGGAGGACUCACCUGGAGCCGCCGAGGCGGAGCUGGACAAGCAUCUGUCCUCGUUCAACAUCACCGGCUCGGACGAAGAACUGAAGGCCGCUCGCAAAAAUCACGAGCCGCCCGGACCUACACACGCUAUUGUCAUCGACGGCGAUGCCUUGAAAUUGGUCCUCGGGGAGGGGCUGCGCCAGAAGUUCCUGCUGCUUUGCAAGAUGUGCAAAUCUGUUCUGUGCUGCCGAGUGAGCCCUGCCCAGAAAGCGGCGGUUGUUCAGAUGGUCAAAAAUGGAUUGGACGUGAUGACUUUGUCCAUUGGCGAUGGUGCGAAUGAUGUGGCAAUGAUACAAGAAGCCGAUGUAGGCGUUGGGAUCGCCGGUGAGGAGGGUAGACAGGCAGUCAUGUCCUCCGACUAUGCCAUCGGUCAGUUCCGCUUCUUACAGCGACUGAUUCUCGUGCACGGCCGUUGGUCCUACCGACGUCUGGCAGAGACCAUUGCCAACUUCUUCUACAAGAACAUUGUCUGGACGUUUGCCCUUUUCUGGUAUCAGAUAUACAACAAUUUCGACUGCUCUUACCUUUUCGACUACACCUACAUCCUGCUCGUCAAUUUAGCGUUUACAUCUCUUGCGGUGAUCUUCAUGGGUAUACUCGAUCAGGACGUAAACGACAAGGUUUCGUUAGCUGUUCCGCAACUCUACCGGAGAGGCAUUGAGCGGAAAGAAUGGUCCCAAAAGAAAUUCUGGCUUUACAUGUUCGAUGGAAUUUACCAAUCACUGGUUUGCUUCUUCAUGCCAUACCUGCUGUUUAGGCCCGCCACCUUCACUACCAGCAAUGGUCUAGAUCUCAACGACAACAAGAGGAUAGGCGUGUACACCGCCACGGCGACCAUCGUAGUCGUCAACCUUUACAUCUUGUUGAACACCUACCGGUGGGAUUGGCUGAUGUUGUUGCUCGUUUCCUUCAGUAUCCUCCUGAUCUGGUUCUGGACUGGGGUGUACACUGCAUUUUCUUCCUCUGAUCAAUUUUACAAGGCGGCGCCCGAAGUCUAUGGCGAGCUUUCAUUCUGGGUGCUUACGCUACUCACGGUCAGCAUAUGUCUGAUGCCCCGAUUCACGAUCAAGUCCUUCCAGAAGAUAUAUUUCCCCAUGGACGUCGAUAUCAUCCGAGAACAGAUUCGGCAAGGGAGGUUUAAGUACCUGGACAAGUAUGAGGCGUACGUGCCGCCGGGAAAAGUGCCAUCAGCAGCUUCGUCCGAUGUUUCUCAGCCUGCGAAAGCGGCCCCAGCUGCGACAGGCACCACACACAACCCCCACAGCCAAACCGGCAGUGAUGGGACCGAAUACACUGGGCACAAGUCGUCUUUGGAGCAACCUCGCGUGUCCUUCGAACGACCGAGGCCAUCAUUCGACAGAAUGCGGAGUUCGAUGGACCAGAUACGACCAAGCUACGAAGCAAGUAACGACUUUACCUCGGCAGCUCUUCUCACGAGGGUGGAGUCGAGCCAUUCGGAUGUGCACACCUCGAAAGCACGACAUGGGCAGUCCUCUUUGCGAUAG
This is a messenger RNA of Letharia columbiana, 4500 nucleotides long. RefSeq lists its product as uncharacterized. The transcript has 5 exons. Gene Ontology annotation, molecular function: magnesium ion binding; ATPase-coupled intramembrane lipid carrier activity; ATP hydrolysis activity. The record is from RefSeq and is a predicted model, not a curated record. Gene Ontology annotation, biological process: phospholipid translocation. NCBI's taxonomy places the organism in Eukaryota, Fungi, Ascomycota, Lecanoromycetes, Lecanorales, Parmeliaceae. Gene Ontology annotation, cellular component: plasma membrane. The coding region runs from base 1 to 4500 and encodes 1499 amino acids.